AUGUCAAUCGGAAUCGCAAUCAUCGGAGCCGGGAUUUUUGCACGACAAGAACAUCUCCCAGCCGUCCAAGCCACCCCUCUCCUCUCCCUCAAAGCAAUCUACUCUCGCUCCAAAGCAUCCGCCGACAAACUUGCCAAAAGCGCGGCUAAGCCCGUCAAGACAUACUAUGACUCGCCGGCCACAUCCGGUCACUCCCUCGACGAUCUCCUCGCCCACCAAGACAUAGAUGCCGUGAUAAUAGCCUUGCCAAUUUGCGUUCAGCCAAGCGUGAUCAAAGCAGCAAUUGAGGCCGGAAAGCACGUGCUGAGCGAGAAGCCAAUCGCAAAGGACAUAGAGACAGCUGCGCAUCUGAUACGGUGGUAUAAACAUCAAAGACGCGAGGAGACAUGGAGUGUGGGCGAGAACUUCAGGUUCUUCGAGCCAAUCGUGUUCGCCGUCGAACAGAUCAAGAAGCUUGGCGGAGAGUUGGUCACCUUCAGCGUUGACGUACAUGCAUACAUUGAUGAAAACGAUGAGUAUUUUCAGACGGCAUGGCGCCAAAAGCCCGACUAUCAAGGUGGCUUCCUUCUCGAUGGUGGUAUCCAUUUCGUCGCAGCCCUUCGGUGUCUCUUAGAAGCUGCAGGCCAGUCAAUCUCAGUAGUAAGAGCUUCCACGUCCCUCAUCAAAGAGGACCUCGGACCAUUGGAUACGCUCAACGCCAAUAUGACCACUACCGAUAAGCGCAAUGGCACGUUCAACCUCUCCUAUGGAUCCAAAUUCAGGCGUGACUGUCGGGUCUGUAUUGUGACUACCUGUGGCGCUGUGGUAGUGAGUCCAAGUGAAGUCACAGUAUCGACCGGCGACAAGACUACAACCCAAAACAAAACAUUCAGAUUCCCACCCGGUAGUGGAGUUCGCAAAGAGGUGGCUGCAUUCGCCGAAAGCAUCUCUGCAAAGGAGCCGAACCCGAGAGGGUCUCCCGAGCAGGCGUAUCUCGACUUGAAGCUUUUGCAGGGCAUGCUAGAGUCUGGUGAGGAAGAAGGUGCGGCGAAGAGAAUAUAG
Letharia columbiana is the source of this 1041-nucleotide messenger RNA. RefSeq lists its product as uncharacterized. Gene Ontology annotation, molecular function: nucleotide binding; oxidoreductase activity. Gene Ontology annotation, biological process: NADPH regeneration. Bases 1 to 1041 code for a protein of 346 amino acids. Gene Ontology annotation, cellular component: cytoplasm. The record is from RefSeq and is a predicted model, not a curated record. The transcript has 3 exons. Lineage: Eukaryota; Fungi; Ascomycota; Lecanoromycetes; Lecanorales; Parmeliaceae.